UCCCAAGACUUUAGGUGGCCGGGCUGCUGAGCUCAGACACUGGGGAUGAUGUCGAGCUUCGGGCGCUACAGUCAUGCGGUGGUGCGCGGGAUUUCGGACUCGCUUGCGGACGGCGCGCUGCGGAUGAGCCACGAGGGCAAGCCGGUGGACGCGGCGCGGGCCCGGCAGCAGCACGAACACUACGUGCGCACGCUGGGCUCCCGGCUCGGCCUCAAAGUGCUGGAGCUGCCGGCCGACGAGCAGCUGCCCGACUGCGUGUUCGUGGAGGACACGGCGGUGGUUUGCGGGGACACAGCGCUACUGAGCCGGCCCGGGGCGCUCAGCCGGCGGGGAGAGGUGGAAAGUACAAAGAAAGUUCUAACUCAGCUUGGUCUUAAUAUCGUGGAAAUGGUUGAUGAGACGGCAACGCUCGAUGGUGGUGACAUCCUGUUCACAGGGAAAGAAUUCUUCGUGGGCCUUUCAAAUAGAACCAACCAGCGUGGUGCGGAGAUUCUGGCCGACGUUUUUAAGGACUAUGCUGUCUCCAAAGUCUCUGUCAAAGGGGCGCUACACCUGAAAAGUUUCUGCACGAUGGCUGGUCCGGGACUCAUCGCCAUUGGCUCCAGUAAUCAGGCUCAGAAGGUGCUCACGAACAUGCAAGAGAUGAGUGAACAUCGCUACGACAAGCUCACUCUGCCUGAUGAUGAAGCUGCCAACUGUGUCUAUCUCAACACCCCGGAGCAUGGGCACGUCCUCCUGCACCGCUCUGCCGAGGAACACCCCGAGAGUGCAAAGGUGUUCGAGAAACUGAAGGAUUAUCUGCUGAUUCCAGUCGCCAACUCUGAAUUGGCCAAAGUUGAUGGGGGGCUAACCUGCUGUUCCAUCCUCUUCAAUAAAGGGGCUUGAGAAAUACAAUGAAUUGAUUUUACAAGAAAAAAAGGGGCGGUACUUUUAGUUUGGCAAUAAUGUGAUGGUAGAUUAACAGAGCCCAUCUGGAUUACACUGCCCCCUGUUUCUUUUGAAUGCUCUUUCCUCUCCUCUCCUGCUUUAUACUGCAAUCAGGUGGCUCUUUAUCGCCAUCUGGUGAUUAAAACCACUUAGAACCUUCCACUGAAUGAACAACCAUUAACUUACAAAUGAUAACAGGGUGAAUUAAAUUAUAUACAAAAUAAUUAAUAUAGAUUUAGUUUAAAUACUGCAGUUGAUUAUUUUGUGUAGGUUUUGAUUUUAUAUACUAGGUUCUAGAACAGAGAACAUGUAAAAUUAUGAGGGUAUAGAUAGGGUUAAUGCAAGCAGGCAUUUUCCUUUGAGCUUGAGUAAGACUAGAACUAGAGGUCAUGGGUUAAGGGUGAAAGGUGAAAAGUUUAAGCGGAACAUAAGGGGUUACUUCUUCACCCAGAGGGUAGUGAGAGUGUGGAAUGAGCUGCCAGUAGAAGUGAUGGAUGUGGAUUUGAUUUCAAUAUUUAAGGGUACGUUGAUGGGAGGGAUAUGGAAGGCUAUGGUCCAUGAGUGGGUCGAUGGGACUAGGCAGAAUAACAGUUCAGCAUGGUCUAGAUGGACUGAAGGACCUACUUCUGUGCUGUCGUCUUCUAUGACUCCAUAGAACAUAGAGUUACAGCACAGUACAGGCCCUUUGGCCUAUGAUGUUAGGCCAGCCUUUUAACCUGCUCCAAGACCAGCCCUCCAUGUUUCAGUCACCCAUGUGCCUAUCUAAGGGUCUGUUAAGAGUCCACACACCCAGCAUUCUCUGUGUAAAAAACCUAUCUCCGACAUCCCCACUAUACUUUCCUCCAAUCACCUCAAAUUGAUGCCGGUCGUAUUAACCACGGACAACAAUGGACAUCUUCCUUGGCUUUGAACCACUUCCACAUUAAUAAGGCACAAGACAAGAUUUCUCCACACUUGACUUCAUUCCAUUAGAGGCACACACUGUGAAAUUAUGGAGCUGAGUUGUGAAGUGUUCCUAGUUCCUUCUGCUAUCGACUUUGUCUGCAUUCCAGCGUAUUUGUAUUAUGUUAGUGUAGCCUUUUGCAAGGUGUCAGGUUCCAAAGAUGUCAUUGCAUUCAGCUUGGUCACAGGAAGCCUCCUUGUUCCCGCUUUUGCCAAAUGAUUUCUUGACGUAGUUUUCACUGAUCACCCCCCGCUUCAUACUGAAUAAAUAAAAAUCAAUAUCAAACCUGCAUUAAA
This is a messenger RNA of Mobula hypostoma (lesser devil ray), 2166 nucleotides long. RefSeq names its product dimethylarginine dimethylaminohydrolase 1 (gene ddah1). The record is from RefSeq and is a predicted model, not a curated record. Gene Ontology annotation, molecular function: amino acid binding; dimethylargininase activity. The coding region runs from base 46 to 885 and encodes 279 amino acids. NCBI's taxonomy places the organism in Eukaryota, Metazoa, Chordata, Chondrichthyes, Myliobatiformes, Myliobatidae. Gene Ontology annotation, biological process: positive regulation of nitric oxide biosynthetic process; arginine metabolic process. The transcript has 6 exons.